Molecule: messenger RNA, 668 nt
Organism: Paramecium tetraurelia
Lineage: Eukaryota; Ciliophora; Oligohymenophorea; Peniculida; Parameciidae
Exons: 5
Biological process (GO): intracellular protein transport
Cellular component (GO): early endosome
Molecular function (GO): phosphatidylinositol binding
Source: RefSeq, a predicted model, not a curated record
AUGUAAGAAAAUGAGUUUGCAAUUUCAAUUUGCGUUCCUUCCUUCAAAAAAAAUGAUGAUGUUGUAUACUACUAGUUAGUAUUUACUGAGAAUAACUAAAGGUGUUCCUUUUCAGUCGAUUAUCGCUAUUCACAUUUAAAGAAAUUACAUGAAUCAUUAUAAACUCUUAAAGGCAGUUUGCCGAAGUUUCCUCCGACUAAUUGGUGGAGAUCCACCAACCAGAAUGAUGAGUUAGUAGAGGAGAGAAGAAUACAGUUAGAUUACUUCUUUAAAACUCUCCUCUUAUGCAAAGAAGUGUGCAAGAGUUUGAUUAUGAAAAACUUCAUUCUCAAAUCACAAUGUUUGCAUCUAAAAAAGAUCGAGAAGGAAUAACUCAUUCUGAUCAAAAAAGAGAGAGAAGCUGGAGCUGUUCCUAAUGUGAGUUAGAAAAAAGCCAAAUCUCAAUUAACGACUCCAGUUUGUGGUCCAGCUGAAGAUCCAAUUGAAGAUCCCAGAGAGAGAUCCCGCUCUUGGGAAUUCAAAUUAUCUAAGAAGAAAUCCCAAUCCAUGUGCAAUAAUAAUUAAUUGAAUAAUUUGUCCUUUGGUGGUAUUCCAAUAUUCAAAGGCAUAAUCCUGAGAUUGAAAUGAUAAAAAUAGAAUUUCAUACACAAUCAUUAAAAAUUCUUUAA